Molecule: messenger RNA, 1182 nt
Organism: Cladophialophora yegresii CBS 114405
Lineage: Eukaryota; Fungi; Ascomycota; Eurotiomycetes; Chaetothyriales; Herpotrichiellaceae
Exons: 1
Coding region: 1-1182 (393 amino acids)
Cellular component (GO): mitochondrion
Molecular function (GO): proline dehydrogenase activity; FAD binding
Source: RefSeq, a predicted model, not a curated record
AUGACCUUUCUUGCUCAUACGACAUCGCCCUUCUUCAACCCGGACCGUAAUCCCCUCCUGCACUUUCUCCUGAAACGAACAUUCUACGCCCAAUUCUGUGCAGGAGAGACGCCCCCAGAGGUCCGCGUGACCAUCGCAGACCUAAAAAACAUUGGCUUUGGAGGAGUGAUUCUGGGUCAUGCCAAAGAAGUGGUCCUCAGCAAGGAAGAGUUGGAAAGUCUCAGUGCGCAACCCACUGCCAUGGAUCAAGCUCAGGUGGACGCUGGAGAAGUUGCCACUUGGAGAGAGAACACCAUCAGCACGAUCGAACUCACGCAGAGAGGUGACUACGUAGCCCUCAAGUUCAGUGGGGCAGGACGUCAAGCACUGCGGCGCCUUAAAGCCACGGUCGCUUGCUCACCCGAAUUUCAAGAUGCUGUCCAUGAUAUCUGCAAGCGUGCGGAGCAAAGAGGCGUUGGACUUCUAUUUGAUGCCGAACAGGCGUCAUUGCAAGAAGGCAUCGACAACUGGACCAUGUACUUCGCCAAGAUAUACAACAAAGAGAAGGCAGUGGUAUAUGGCACAUAUCAGGCAUAUGCAAAACGAACUCCUUCAAACCUCGCAAGUCACCUUGAGUUGGCUCGAAGGGAGGGAUUUGUCCUGGGAGUCAAGCUCGUCCGAGGGGCGUACAUGGGCAGCGAUCCGAGAGAGCUACUCUGGGGAACAAUUGACGAAACCCACAAAUGCUACAACAGCAUUGCCAGAGCCAUCAUGCAGAAACGGUACCAAGGCAUUCUCCAGCCUGUGGAAGGUGCCUCUAUGGAGUUCCCCCGUGUGAGUCUCGUCCUUGCAACCCACAAUGCAGAGUCGGUCAGACUUGCGAGAGAAUUGCGAGACGAGCAAGCGCGCAAUGGUGAAGAGCGAAUCGAGUUGGCUUAUGGCCAGUUGAUGGGGAUGGCAGACAACGUUAGCUGUGAGGUGGUUCAGACAGCAAGGACCCGCCUAGAGUCACACGGCAGUAAUCCUGACGUGGAGGUUCCCAAGGCAUAUAAGUACCUGGUGUGGGGUAGGAUGGGGGAAUGCAUGAAAUAUCUCCUUCGACGAGCACAUGAGAAUAAAGACGCUGUGAGCAGGACCGUCGAUGCAAGGCGCGCGUUGGGUCGGGAGUUGGGCAUCAGGGCUGCUUUCUGGCGUUCGGUUUGA